Messenger RNA from Galleria mellonella (greater wax moth), 2233 nucleotides. RefSeq names its product germ cell nuclear acidic protein. Bases 108 to 1802 code for a protein of 564 amino acids. The record is from RefSeq and is a predicted model, not a curated record. Lineage: Eukaryota; Metazoa; Arthropoda; Insecta; Lepidoptera; Pyralidae. The transcript has 8 exons.
CGUUUCCGUUCGCCAAGCACGGCCAGAGCGUCCCUAGCACCGGUACAGAAGGACGCGGGCGGAUCUCUUCCGCCGGACUCGAGUGACAGUUCGACAAAAGAUACGAGAUGAGGUCGUUAUUCUUGUUAGCGGCGAUCUGCUGUUUAGUGUUCUCGGCAUGGGCAAGCCCUAUUGCAAGGUCAGAGGAGCAGGAUAAGGAAAAUGGUAGACAAGCAGCGGCAGCGGCGGCUCCCGCUGCACCUGCUGCGUCUGCCGAUGACGACGAUGAUGAUGACGACGAUGACGAUGAUGACGAUGACAUAGAUCUUGACGAUGCUCUUGCAGGAGAUGAUGAUGACGACGACGACGAUGAUGAUGAAGACGAUGAUGACGAGGCAGAUGACGAUGAUGAUGAAGAUUAUCUGGAGAGAUUCUUCGAUGACAUCUUAGGAGGCGAAGAUGACGAUGACGAUGAAGAUACCGCUGUUGUACAACCAGUAGCCGCUCCAGCUGACACAUUAGCCGCUGCGCCUGCGCCUUCCCCCGCUGUAGAUGAAGUCGCUGCUGCUGCUGAAGAUGCGGAGUCAGCUGAACCAGAAGCUGCUACAGAUGGCGAAGAAUUAGAAGGGGGGCAGAAAGAACCUUCCAGCGCUGAGGUUGAAGCCCCAGCUGCUGAACCUGCUGCCGAUGCUGAAGCCGAAGACGAUGACGAUGACGACGAUGACAUUGCUGAUGCCCUUGACCCCGAGGAUGACGAGGAUGACGAAGAAGAAGAGGACGAAGAUGAUGACGAUGAUGACAUCACAGAUGCCCUCGGAAGGAACAUCUCCACUAAGCAUCCACGAGCACUAUCCAACGAGCCUGCAAAAAAACCAGCACCAGUACCAGCGAUUUAUAUAGUCAAGUACAACAGAUUUGUCGAUAAUAUACUGGAGAAGAUGAACGAUAUAUUAAGAAAGUCUUACGAUCCUGUCAGUGUAAAACUGCAGCCGAUUGAUGCCACUAAGAAGAGUUCAAAACCAAAGGACAAGAAUAAGAAGAAUAAGAAGAAAUCAAAUAAAAGGAAGUCAUCACACAAGAAAAAGAACAACGCUCGUGCAGGUGAUUCUGAAAAGAAUAAAGAGAAAAUAGAAUCACUUCAAACUGAAAAUCCUGAAGUGGCUCCUGUCAAGAAAAUUGAAGACAAUCAAAUUGGUGUUACUGAAAUAAAUAAUCGACUAAUUGAACAAAUACAAAACGAGACUGCGGAGUCUAGAGCAAACAAAGAAAAAAUUGAAAAAGCCAAACCUACUACAAUUAGAACGAAACCUCCUGUAAAGGCAUCGAAACCAAAACCUAAACCAAAGCCACCAACAAAAACAACUACAAAGAAACCAGUUAACAAAAACAAAACAAAGACAUCAAGUGAAAAGAAUAAGCCUAGAGCUAAAGGUACACUUUAUGGCCUAUCAACAUUGAGGCGAACAGAUGAUGUUGCAGUUAGCAUUAUGUCAGAUCACACAACAGUCAAGAGCAAUUUUGCAAUUGGGCCUCUAAUUUUAAGAGUAGAAAAAGAGAUUGGUCGAGGAGCUAAAAAGGAACUCAAGUCUGCAACAGCUACGACAGCAGAGAUGACAGGCAAACUUACACUCAGAGUCAAUAAUCAGGGUGUAGCUACAUUACACUCCAUUAAGGUCCUACAGCCAAAGCAGGUUCGUGUAGACAGCAAUCACGAACGUACUCGCGAAUUGGCGUGGCGACGUAGCGCGAGGAUUGCACAUGUGGUUUCUGAAAAACUGCGUUCUGCAUCCAAACCAAUGUUCCACUAUGCCAUAAAACCAUAAGUUUUAAAGCUUAUGUUGCGAAUAUAGGCUAUUUCAAUUGAGACUGUAUAAAAUUGAAGAAUAUGCAUUUAUUAUUUUAUAAAUUCAUGUAGUGUUAGGCAAAUAAUGAAUUUAUGGUUGUAUUAAUAUGACAGGUACCUCAUUGGUUGGAAUUUUGGUACAAUAAGCAUUUAAAAAAAAUUGUACAGUGAGCGAUUGGUUAAAAGAAUUGAUUUAACCUAAUUGGUAACGGUUUAAAUUUAGUAUAGGUUUUAAAGUAUAAUAUUAAUCGAGAGUAAUGAUUAAUUAUGAUACUCAUUAUUUUAUAGUCAGAAAGUGCAUUUAUAACUUUUAGUUCACAUGGUGCUAAGUAAGUUUAGAAAAAUAUUUUAAUAUACUAUUUAAAUAUUUUUAUUUUAUAAUUACAUAAUGUAAUAAAUUAUUAAUUGAUG